AUGCACCCCCGGCAGCGAAUCGAGACCGAGCCCGGUGUCAGAGAGCCGCUGUCGGCCCUCCGCCAACUCGCCUCCAUCUACUCGAAUAGCCCCGCCAACCCCCUCGAGGCUCCCCGGACCUUCCGCGCCCUGCACAACGCCUGGUGGCACCAUGCCCGUCUCCUCUACCAAGCCCAGUCCGGCCAGGCCUCCUCCUCGACUGCCGACCCCGGCUUGGACGUCCGCCAAUGGCACCGCUUCCUGCGCAACCAGCUCUCCCAGGACGAGCUCGAGACGGUCGCCAAGCUCGUCUUUCAUGACGACGGCGUGUGGGCUCGCGGCCAGCAAGGAGAGAGCGGACGCCGCCUCCAGGCCCUUAAGAGCAACAUGGGCCAGCAAUACGAGGAGAUGCUUAUGCUGCUGCCGGGCGCCGACAUCCCACGAUCGUGGAACGCCAUCAAGAACAUCAACUCGCUGCUGAAGGCCCGAGACCCCACCAAGCGCAAGUCCCUCGACGCCGUCCUCGACGCCAUCACCGCCGCCGCCAUCGACCGACACGAGCUGGGCGAGAAACCCGAGUCCACGCCGCCUGAGCUUCUCCCCGUCGACAUUGAGACUGCGUUCCGAGAUCUCCGUCCCGGCGAAGAGCCAGGCUCCGCCAGUCGCCGCUCCACCCCAGCCGUCUCCCGCAGCGGCACUCCGGCCUCAGACCCCUCCAACUACGACACGCCGCCUCCGCCGCCCUCAAACUACGGCACCCCGCUCGAGCACCCCCUUCAGCAUGGCAGCUCGGCCCGCGCCGAACCCCCCGAGCUCCGCCCCCGAAGCUCUCCCCUGGCAUCCGUUCUGGCCGGUCGCCUUUCCUCCCACGCUCCCCGCGUCGCUUCCGCUCUGGCCCGACCCCUGAAGCGCCAUCUCAACCCAGACGCCGCCUACCAGCCCCCAUCCAAACGGGCUCGAGCCACCACCACCACUCCUGACGCCGCCAAGCCCUCCGUCGAGACCGACGACGAAGAAGAGGCCGAGAACGCACGGGGCCGCUCCAACGAUGUCGCUCCUGACGUGGAGGAGCUCGGUCCCAUCCUGGACGACAGCCCAAUCGCCAGAUUCAAGGGCAAGCAGCCGGCGCUCCCGGAACCCCUCUCUGCGCUUCCUGGCCCCAUCCCCAACGACUAG
Molecule: messenger RNA, 1155 nt
Organism: Colletotrichum chrysophilum
Lineage: Eukaryota; Fungi; Ascomycota; Sordariomycetes; Glomerellales; Glomerellaceae
Exons: 2
Coding region: 1-1155 (384 amino acids)
Source: RefSeq, a predicted model, not a curated record